Molecule: messenger RNA, 1190 nt
Organism: Elaeis guineensis (African oil palm)
Lineage: Eukaryota; Viridiplantae; Streptophyta; Magnoliopsida; Arecales; Arecaceae
Product: partner of Y14 and mago
Biological process (GO): exon-exon junction complex disassembly
Cellular component (GO): exon-exon junction complex; cytoplasm
Molecular function (GO): RNA binding
Source: RefSeq, a predicted model, not a curated record
UCCCUUUCUUUGACGAGUCCGCAUCCGACCAAGCCCAUAUACGAACCGGGACUUCCCCUGGAUUUUCUUCCAUUGGUGGCGGGUCUCUUACAGCGGUGUCGGGCCUUGCGGCAGUGUAAAUAGCGGCAGUGAACUCAAAACACGAUCGCAAGAUACGCCGAGCGGCCCCGUCGAGGCCGCAACUCCUUCCCUUUCCUUUCUCCCCUCCUCUGUUGCCGUCCGCCGUCUCUCCGGCGAGGUGAUGGGAAGCGCCGCCGGAGGUGAGCGGCCACCCACCACCCGCAUCCUUAGCAUCCCCAAGGAAGGGGAGCGGAUCCUCGCGCCCACGCGGCGGCCCGACGGCACCCUCCGGAAGCCCAUCCGUAUCCGGGCCGGCUACGUCCCCCAGGACGAAGUCGCCAUCUACCAGUCCAAGGGCGCCCUCUUGAGGAAAGGACUUCAGCCCGAUGUUCCACCUGGCUACGAUCCGGCGCUGGAUGCGAAACCCAAGACCAAGUCGGCGAAGAGGAACGAGAGGAAGAAGGAGAAGCGGCAUCAGGCUGCACUUGCUUCAUCAACUGAGAAGGGCAAGAACUUGGAUUCAGAGCAAGCCGGGAUGGUAAAGUCUGAAGAGAUGCCUUCUGCUGAACUUGCUCCCCAGAGAUUGGAAUCUGUGGACUCGGUAACCGACCAGAUGGGUAGGAUCUCUGUUUCCACAACAUCAGUGGUGGUUAGGCCUUCCACUGAUUCAAAGGAAGGUCCAAAACCUGAAAAUUCUGGUCCUGAUAUAGAUAAAAGAAUUCGAGCACUGAAAAAGAAGAUUCGGCUGGCAGAAGCACAGUUACAGGGAAACCAACAAAAUAUGAAGUCUGAGCAGUUAGAGAAGAUGGAAAAAAUGGAAGGAUGGCGUGAAGAACUGAAACUUUUGGAGGACAGUAAGGCAAAUCUGGUUUCAUGAGUUGCACUAACUGGAUGAACAACUUGCCAAGAUCCUAAUUUCGACUGGCUGAGUGCCCUUUCAUGAAAUCCUGUGGGUUGUAUGCUCAUUUUAGUUGUGGGUGUUCUUAGCCAACACCAGUACCAGAUAAAUUGAUUUUGGGACCUGCGUCUAUAUGGUUGGUGUACUUAUUAUGUUAAAUGUGUGGGUGAAGUUUUGCACUGAAAAUAUUUAUCUUAAUUUGGUACUUACGCUCGCAAAGUUCAUGCUUGCA